This is a messenger RNA of Neomonachus schauinslandi (Hawaiian monk seal), 333 nucleotides long. RefSeq names its product 60S ribosomal protein L35a-like. Gene Ontology annotation, biological process: ribosomal large subunit biogenesis; cytoplasmic translation. Gene Ontology annotation, molecular function: structural constituent of ribosome. NCBI's taxonomy places the organism in Eukaryota, Metazoa, Chordata, Mammalia, Carnivora, Phocidae. Gene Ontology annotation, cellular component: cytosolic large ribosomal subunit; ribosome. The transcript has a single exon. The record is from RefSeq and is a predicted model, not a curated record. Bases 1 to 333 code for a protein of 110 amino acids.
AUGUCUGGAAAGCUGUGGUCCAAGUCCAUUUUUGCUGACUAUAUGUGGGGUCUCCAGAACCAGAGGGAGCACACAGCUUUUCUUAAAAUUGAAAAUGUUUAUGCUCAAGAUGAAACUGAAUUCCAUUUAGGCAAGAGAUGUGCUUAUGUGUACAAAGCAAAGAACAACACAGUUACUCCUGGUGGCAAACUGAACAAAACCAGAGUAAUCUGGGGAAAAGUAACUCAUGCUCAUGGAAACAGUGGCGUGGUUUGUGCCAAGUUCCAAAGGAACCUUCCUCCUGAAGCCAUUGGCCCUAGAAUCCGUGUGAUGCUCUACCCCUCAAGGAUUUAA